AAUAACCAGGGUAAUAUCUGUAUCUUACAAGCUUACAGUGGACGUGGUCGGGUUAAAUAUAAAUAGGAGACUAGUGCAGCUGUAAAGUUCCUUCAGACGCCGUAAACCAGAAGCCCGUCACUGUAUGAUGAGUAAUGCGCCGUUACCUCGCCUUUAACUUCCGCAGCAUGAAAACGCUAACGCUUGGACUGACCCUUGUUCGACAUGGGGAAACUCAGUACAACAAAGAUGGACUUCUACAAGGCCAGGCUAUAGACUUACCUUUAUCUGAGACAGGGCUUAUUCAGGCAGAAGCUGCAGGAUGGUACCUCAGAGAUGUCAAGUUCUCCAAUGUGUUUGCGAGUGAUAUGCUGCGCGCCAAACAGACCGCUGAAACAAUAAUGAAAUGCAACACCAGUUGUUCAGCUCUACAAAUAGUGUGUGACCCUCUACUUAAAGAAAAGAGCUUUGGGACAGCCGAAGGGGGACGGUUGCAGGACUUUAAAGACAUGGCCAAGGCUGCCGGACAGUCAUUUCCAGGCUUCACGCCUCCAGGAGGAGAAACUCAGGAGCAGGUAAAGGAGCGAGUCAAAGAGUUUUUGGAGAAAAUGCUUCAGCAAAUUGGGGCUGAACACUUCCACGAGAGAGGGCAGGACGAAAUCGCCUUAUCUGCUCCACCAGAGACAUCGCCCGCUGAGGGAAAGGCAGACGACGGGGUCAAGGAUGUCCCUGUCCACGCUUUGGUCGUCACCCAUGGAGCUUACAUGUGCGUGGCGGUGCGUUACUUUGUGGAGGAGUUGCGCUGCUGCUUACCUCAGGGUUCUGAUAAAGCGCAUAUGUUCUCUUUGAGUCCUAACACAGGCCUGUGCCGGUUCAUACUAACCCUGAGAAAACAGAAUGACAGGUUCCUAUUAUCAGCACUCCGGUGUGUUUUUAUCCACAGGGGUGACCAUGUUAAACAGUAGGAGACUUCAUGUAGCAAAGCAGAGAUCAUGCUAUUUUAAAUUUGUUUCAGCUACCUCACCAUAAGGUUAAUUUAAAUGUUAAUUAUUUUAUAUAAGGAGCACCUUCAGCCAACUUCAGAUAGUUUGUAUUGCAAGAAAAUGUCAUCGUCACAUUGUUGUCGUCUGGCUGUUCAUUACUACAAACGUGGGUGGUUCUGUGCUCUAAUGAGUUCUAGUUUCUAAGUUUAUCCUCUAGGAGUUCAUACACUGCGUAGGAACACAGAGUAGAACUGCAACCGUGUUUACUUUUUGGGAAUGAGUUACUUUUUCAUUGUUGUGUUUUAACACUUAGCAAGGUCAGCAAAGACGAAUGAAUGCCACAAUCUCAUUAAACUGUGGAAUGUGUGCACUGCUCCUCUGCCGCGUUUUUUUCACUCCACUCUCGAUGUGCAACAAGAUUAUAAGAUUACAAUUACAAGAUUAUAGUGGAAAAUCACAAAUUCUUUAAUAUAUGCAUGCUCUGUUGUGCCGAACACCUUUGCUGUGCCAAGAGGAGAUCUAUUGUAGGCUCCUGUUGUUAUUUACAUUUAAGUUUUUGAAUACAGGAAGCACAGAAUGUUUUUAUUUCUGGAA
Molecule: messenger RNA, 1556 nt
Organism: Archocentrus centrarchus (flier cichlid)
Lineage: Eukaryota; Metazoa; Chordata; Actinopteri; Cichliformes; Cichlidae
Gene: tigara
Product: TP53 induced glycolysis regulatory phosphatase a
Exons: 6
Coding region: 135-944 (269 amino acids)
Biological process (GO): negative regulation of glycolytic process; regulation of pentose-phosphate shunt
Cellular component (GO): cytosol
Molecular function (GO): fructose-2,6-bisphosphate 2-phosphatase activity
Source: RefSeq, a predicted model, not a curated record